Ricinus communis (castor bean) is the source of this 3171-nucleotide messenger RNA. Its product is annotated as squamosa promoter-binding-like protein 2. Gene Ontology annotation, cellular component: nucleus. Lineage: Eukaryota; Viridiplantae; Streptophyta; Magnoliopsida; Malpighiales; Euphorbiaceae. Gene Ontology annotation, molecular function: DNA binding. The record is from RefSeq and is a predicted model, not a curated record. The transcript is spliced from 6 exons. The coding region runs from base 1153 to 2604 and encodes 483 amino acids.
UGAUAUUUUUCUUUCUAUUAAUUCUCCUCGGGAAAGUGAGAUAGUUAAAAGAAGAAAAAAGAAAAACAAAACUGUGUCGUUUCACAUGUAUAAUCAUAAUAUACAAAAGAAAAAACGAGAAAAAGAUUUUACCUUUCCGUGCAGAGAAACCAUAAAUGAUAGGGGACCUAUGCCUUUCUUUGUUCAUUUUGGAAAGCUCUAACUGUUGUUUGUUUGCUGCCAUUUUUUUUGUUUAAAGAUUAUUAUUAUUAAUGUUAAUUUUGUAGUACAUGGGUAAAAACUAGUGAGAUGAGAACUGCGUUUGUUGUCUUUUUUUUUUGUUGGUAGAUAGAUUUAUUGAGCUUAUUGAUUGGCGAUUGUUUUUUUUUUAAAAAAAAAACUUUUGUUUUUGUUGUUAUUAAUUUUAUGAGGUUUAGAACAUGGUUGUUGGGAAAAGUGAUUAAUAAUUGAUUUAUGGUUUAAAUUUUUUUUUUCCUUUAGAAAAAAAGAAGAAAGGAAAAACAGAUUUGUCUGUUGAUGAAUGAAUGAAUGUGGGUCUUAAUCAAGGGCCUACUUCUCUGAUUUAGCCCAAGCAGGAUUUAAUGAGAAUUAUUGCAGUUGAAGGCUUUUCUUCUUAGUACGGAUGGAUCAAUCUAUCUUUUGAUGGUAAAAGGUGAAACAUUUCCUAUAGUUAGUUCUUGCCAAGAUAUAAUUGGAGAGAGAGAGACAGAGAUUGUAAUAACGGUAAAAAAGAUAAAAUUCUUGCAAGAAUUUGACCGUAGCUACUACAAAGUAGUGCUGCAGGGAAUUGGGAAACAGUUUUUUACUUUGGAUUAAACGUGUGGAUUGGCUUUUCUUUACUUUUCUUAUCUAUGAAUGGUGGAGAAGAGAGUUUAUUUUGUUAGGUAGUCAAGUUAUGAAAGAAAGUGAAGCUUUUGUAUGAUCAAUGUCUUGAGGCUGUGGACAUCUACAAGAUCACACAUCAACAUAGUUCUUGGAUUCAAAUCUGGAGCAAGUAGAUCGGAUAUUAUUCUUUUCAAGGGUGGGAAAUGAAGAUCGGUUCUGCAAAUUUUAGUCAAAGAGAAAUGGCCAAUCCUCGGAUUUAGUGAAAUUUAAAGGAUCUGGAAUCCUGUUGCUUUUAUAUUUAUUGAGGGUAAUUUGUGAAGUUAUUCUAUGAGUUCCCUCUCACUGAUGGAGUGGAAUACAAAGCCCCCCAUACAGUGGGACUGGGAGAACCUGAUAAUGUUUAAUACAACAACUGAAAAUCCGAAAAAGUUGAGAGUGACAGAAUGGGAAAUUGAUGGAGAGAAAGGAAUUGAUUCGGGGUCUAUAUAUUCAUCUGGGAGUGGCAGUGGUAGCGGUAGUGGUGGUUCUGGUUCUGAUUUGGGACUUGCUUCUUUAUCUAAGAGCUCAAAGUCAGCUUCCAUAAAUUCUUCUUCCAUUGGGGAAGUGAAAACAUCCAAUUUUACAUUCGAGGCAUCUGAAGCCACAGAAGAUUUCAACAAUAAGAAAGCAUUCACAGCAAAGCCAACCGGUACUUCUUCUACUAUUGAAGCUUCAGUUGGCUCUGGUGAGCCUUUGCUGGGUUUAAAGCUUGGUAAACGGACAUACUUUGAAGAUGUUUGUGCAGGCAGCAAUAUUAAGAGUUCAUCAUUUUCUUCAGCCAUUCCUGGGUCUUCUAUCUCUCCUCCGAAGAGAUCCAAGUCCAGUAGUCAGGCUUCAUCCACCCCACGCUGUCAAGUAGAAGGCUGUAAUCUUGACCUCUCAUCAGCUAAAGAUUACCAUCGUAAACAUAGAGUGUGUGAAAAUCAUUCGAAGUGCCCAAAGGUCAUUGUAGCUGGUUUGGAACGCAGGUUUUGCCAGCAAUGCAGCAGGUUCCAUGGUUUGUCAGAGUUUGAUGAAAAGAAGCGAAGCUGCCGCAGGCGUCUUUCUGAUCACAAUGCAAGGCGUCGCAAACCACAGCCUGAGUCGAUCCAAAUGAAUUCUGCAAGACUCUCUUCAUCAUCAUAUGAUGAGAGGCCACAUAUGAGUCUUGUCUGGAACAGGGCUCCACUUGUCCAUGCCAGGGCUAAUGCUAAUUUGGCAUGGGAAGGCACAUCCAGCUCCAAGUUCACGAUAACGAAAGAGUAUGUCCUGAAGCCUGCUAAAAUAGGAGGUAUUGAUGGACAGCUGCAUUUGCCUGCUAAUGAGCUGACAACUUCUAUUCCCUUGCAUCCUCAUAAUUGCAAGAGCUUGUUGCCAUCCAAGGCCAAGGUCCCCAUAGCUGAGGUUCUCAACCAAGAUUUAGAAGAAUCAAUUAUCUCGUCCAAUGUGGAUGCCACACAGGAUCUUCAUCGUGCUCUCUCUCUUCUGUCAACUAACUCGUGGGGUUCAUGUGAGCCUAAAUCCUUUUCACAUGAGCGGCCUGCCCAAUUGAGCCAUACAGGCAUGCCCCAGUCUGUGCUGCACGCUGUGCCCCAAGGCUUGCCACUUACCUCGUCAGAUUACUGGAGGGCUGAACAGCACAUUACAAACUCUCGAGUCCACACCUUGACUUCGCAAAAUGAUAGCAGCAGUUACUUCCAAGAGUUCCAACUAUUAAGAGCACCAUAUGAUAAUGACUUCUACUCUAGUCAGUUGAACUGAAUGCUCAAAAUUCAAUAAUCAUUUUCGUUCUGAUAAGCUCACUUCCGAAGGCAGGUCCAUAACUCAUUCAUUAUCUAGCUUAGUCACACGGUUGGAUUUUAUUUUCUUGCUUUCAUGUUUCAUAAUUCUAUUCUAAUGUUUGAUGAUUGAUAUACAUCAAGUGUCCUGCAAGAGGCAUAAAUAACUCGUAUAGAUCAUUGAAAUCAUGUGGCACUGGAGUAAGAAAAAUGCAUAUGUAGUUUCUUGAACAUUAGUCUCGUUUUCUGAAAUUAGUCUAUUUGGAUAAAUCAUUUAAUCUAUGAUGAAAUUUCUAUCUCACUACUAACAUGCUGUAAUGUGCUUGAUUACUGUUUGCUGUUCCAGGAGCUUCAAAUUUCAGAGCAAGUGAUUAUGAGCUCCAAGAUGUUCUCCUAAAUUAUUAUUAUUGAGGUUUGCAAGGUUGCAAGUUUAAAAAUAUUUGUCAGGUUUAUGGUUGCUAAUUAGUACUAGGAGGUUAGAAAGUGUAUUGUAACAACUUCUGAAAAUCAGAAAUGAUUAAAACAAUCAAUUAUCUGUUCCUUUUUAUUA